UGAACGGAUGUCUCCACGUGAGUGUAUCAACAGCAUGAUAUUUAGCAUGUAAAUUCAGCUCUCGACUUGCUGCAACUACGUGAAGACUGAACAAAAAAACAAUUUGUGCCCAUCAGAAGCUGCAAUAAGACGAUGGCGACAGUCCGCAAGAAGGUCGACAACCGGAUCCGAGUCCAGAUCGAGAAUGGAGUCGCUCUGCAGCAUCGGACCAUAUUUGUGGUGGUGGGAGAUCGAGGGAGAGAUCAGGUUGUCAUUCUGCAUCACAUGCUGUCUAAAGCUGCAGUCAGAGCGAGACCCUCUGUGCUGUGGUGCUACAAGAAAGACUUGGGCUUCAGCAGCAAUCGGAAGAAGCGCAUGAAACAGCUGCAGAAGAAGAUCAAAACCGGCACGUUGAAUCUGAAUCAGGACGACCCGUUUGAACUCUUUGUCGCUGCAACCAACAUCAGAUACUGCUACUACAACGAGACACACAAGAUCCUGGGAAACACCUACGGCAUGUGUGUCUUGCAGGAUUUUGAAAUGCUCACUCCUAACCUGUUAGCGAGAACAGUUGAGACUGUAGAAGGAGGAGGUUUAGUGGUGAUUCUGCUGAGGACGAUGAACUCUCUCAAGCAGCUCUACACUAUGACUAUGGACGUGCACUCACGAUACCGGACCGAGGCUCAUCAGGAUGUGGUGGGAAGAUUCAAUGAGAGGUUCAUUCUGUCGCUUGCGUCCUGCAAAAACUGUGUUGUCAUUGAUGAUCAACUCAACAUCCUGCCGAUCUCCAGCCACAUGGCCAACAUCAAGCCCGUUCCCCCAAAGACGCAGGAGGACGGCUUAUCUCCACGAGAACAGGAGCUGAAGGAUCUGAAAGAGUCCCUUCAGGACACUCAGCCUGUGGGCGUGUUGGUGGAUCGCUGCAGGACCAUGGAUCAGGCUAAAGGAGUGCUGAAGUUCAUCGAGGCGAUCUCAGAGAAGACUCUGCGGAGCACCGUGGCUCUGACCGCCGCCCGCGGUCGAGGCAAGUCCGCAGCAAUGGGCCUGGCCGUCGCUGGAGCUGUGGCUUUUGGCUACUCCAAUAUCUUUGUCACCUCCCCGAGCCCGGACAACCUCCACACCAUGUUUGAGUUCAUCUUCAAAGGCUUUGAUGCUCUGCAGUAUCAGGAGCACCUCGACUAUGAAAUCAUCCAGUCUUUGAAUCCAGACUUCAACAAAGCCGUGGUGCGCGUGAACAUCUUCAAAGAGCACCGGCAGACGAUUCAGUACAUCCACCCGGGUGACGCGGUGAAGCUCGGCCAGGCUGAACUGCUGGUCAUUGACGAGGCCGCAGCCAUCCCUCUUCCUCUGGUGAAGAACCUGCUGGGGCCGUAUCUGGUUUUCAUGGCCUCCACCAUCAACGGGUAUGAAGGCACCGGUCGCUCUCUUUCCCUCAAACUGAUUCAGCAGUUGAGGCAGCAGAGUGCAGACAGUCAGCAGAGCAUGUCGGCAGAGAACCGAAGCAGCAACACAGAGAGGCUGGCAGCAGCUCGCUCUCUCCACGAGGUCUCUCUCCACGAGUCCAUCCGGUAUGCUCCGGGGGACGCUGUAGAGAAGUGGCUGAAUGACCUGCUCUGUCUGGACUGCCUGAACAUACCAAGGCUCAUUUCUGGCUGCCCACUUCCACAGACUUGUGACCUAUAUUAUGUGAACAGAGACACGCUGUUCUGUUACCACAAAGCAUCCGAGGCCUUCCUGCAGAGGCUGAUGGCCCUCUACGUGGCAUCGCACUACAAGAAUUCUCCAAAUGACCUGCAGAUGUUGUCUGAUGCUCCUGCCCAUCACCUCUUCUGUCUGCUUCCACCUGUUCCUCCCACACAGAACGCACUGCCUGAGGUCCUCGCUGUGGUGCAGGUUUGUCUGGAGGGAGAAAUAUCUCGACAGUCCAUCCUAAACAGUCUGUCCAGAGGAAAGAAGGCCUCUGGUGACCUCAUUCCCUGGACGGUGUCAGAACAGUUCCAAGACCCAGAGUUUGGCAGCCUCUCCGGAGGCAGAGUGGUGCGAAUAGCUGUCAACCCAGACUACCAAGGAAUGGGCUAUGGCUCGAGAGCUCUCCAGCUGCUGCAGAUGUAUUAUGAGGGCAAGUUUCCCACCAUAGAUGAGAGCACACACUCAAACCACAAUGAGAUCACCUCCGUCAGCAGUGAGGCUGUCAGUCUGCUGGAGGAGGUGAUCACUCCUCGGAAGGAGCUCCCUCCUCUGCUGCUGAAGCUGAGCGAGAGGAGAGCAGAGAGACUCGACUAUUUAGGAGUUUCCUAUGGCCUUACUGCAAAGCUGCUCAAGUUCUGGAAGAAAGCAGGUUAUACUCCAGUCUAUUUAAGACAAACCCCUAAUGACCUGACAGGUGAGCACUCUUGCGUAAUGCUGAAGGAGUUGAACACAGAUGAAGCCUCAGAGCAGAGCCAGUGGCUGUCUGCCUUCUGGAAAGAUUUCCGCCGGCGCUUCCUGUCCCUCCUCUCCUACCAGUUCAGCCGCUUCCAUCCGAGCCUGUCACUCAGCAUCCUGCAGAACAAGAUGUCCAAGGAGACGACGAGCACUCUCACUAGCUCCGAGCUGGCAUUCCAUUUCAGCCCUUACGACCUCAAACGUCUGGAGUUGUAUUCGAGGAGCAUGGUGGAUUACCACCUCAUCAUGGACCUGAUCCCAACAGUAGCUCGCAUGUAUUUCGUCAAGCAGCUUGGUGAUGUAUCUCUCUCAGCCGCGCAGUGUGCGUUACUGCUGGGUAUAGGGUUACAGCACAAGUCAGUAGAACAGCUAGAAAAAGAAAUUGAACUCCCAAGCUCGCAGCUCAUGGGACUCUUCAACCGUCUGAUCCGUAAAUUUGUGCAAGUCUUCACCAGCAUCCAAGAAAAGGCUAUUGAGGCACAGAUGGCAACCACUAAAGACGUCUCCAUGGAGCCGACUGUCAGAAGCCUGAAUGACGAUCUGAAUGAAGCAGCUAAGGAGUUUGAGGAGAGACACAAGCAGGACGUGGAGAAAGUGAAAGAAAUGGACAUGGAGGAGUACAGAAUCCGUGGAGAUGAUGAGGAAUGGGACCAGGUGUUGAAGAAAGCAGGGAACACAGCCAUCGUCAGCAUCAAGAGUGACAAGAAGAGGAAGUUGGAUGCGGACGCCAAAGCAAGCAAUGGGACUCCAGAGCACGGAAAACUAAAAAAGAAAGAAAUGCCACACAGCAAAUUUAAGAAAAACAAGGACAAACGUGGAAAAUUUGGAAAGAGGCCGUGAUUGUAAAUAGAUGUUGACAGGACUUUGUGUGUGGGCGAAAAGUAGGAUCAGUAUGAUCUCAAAAUCCAACAACUUUGGAUAAUCUUGGAUGGACACUUGCAAAUACUGGAGAGAACCCAAAAGACUUGAUAUCCUUUGAGUUUUUUUUUUUUAAUCUUUAGCAAAGUCUUUUUAAAAAAUCUGUUCUCCAUAUCAGCCGAAAAUAACACACUUGCACUUGCUCGAAAUGGGUGUCAUUUAAUAUCAGUUAUUUCAAUAAUUUUCACAUGAUUUUAAGUAUUCCCUUUUAGUUGAUGUCAUGAAUUACACAGAGACUUGUAAAAUGUUAAUGAAAACAUUUUUAAAACUGAAGACUGAGGUAUAUGAUUGGAUAUCAGUUCCACUGAACAGGUCACUUGAAUACCUGAGGCUGUAUGUAAGUCCACUUCUGUUUGAGCUGCUGUUUCACAGUAUCUGGUGCAAAGAUACAGUCUAUGGCCUGCUGGGACAGUUUCCAUAUGGCUUCACGACUGAGACCAAACGUAGAGGCUGCCAACUGAUAUUCCUGAGACAAGUCUGUACUGAAGACUCCCUUAUCAUCAGUCUGUAGAAUAAAAAAAGAACAGAAGUCAUUUAUGCUAAACUUUUGUUUUUUUUUUAGUAUAGUAUUCCAGUUAAGUUUCAGUUAAAAAAGUCAAAGCACAGCAUACCAUAGAAAGUAAUUAAAGUCAUAAUAUAGUGUCAUAGCAGUGUUAUAGCAUGUCCUCCAAAAUGGCAUUUUUCAUGAAUCUUGAAAAAUUGCCAUAACAUUGUAUGUUUUCAGAAAUCAUGACAAAAAACUUGAGUACAAUAUGUCAU
Molecule: messenger RNA, 4080 nt
Organism: Plectropomus leopardus (leopard coralgrouper)
Lineage: Eukaryota; Metazoa; Chordata; Actinopteri; Perciformes; Serranidae
Gene: nat10
Product: N-acetyltransferase 10
Biological process (GO): rRNA acetylation involved in maturation of SSU-rRNA
Cellular component (GO): nucleolus; 90S preribosome
Molecular function (GO): tRNA binding; 18S rRNA cytidine N-acetyltransferase activity; ATP binding
Source: RefSeq, a predicted model, not a curated record